Messenger RNA from Brassica rapa (field mustard), 2972 nucleotides. Its product is annotated as myb family transcription factor PHL4. Gene Ontology annotation, molecular function: DNA binding; DNA-binding transcription factor activity. Lineage: Eukaryota; Viridiplantae; Streptophyta; Magnoliopsida; Brassicales; Brassicaceae. The record is from RefSeq and is a predicted model, not a curated record.
AGUCAUAGUAAACGAACAAGACACUGUGUGCCUUUGCUGAGAAACAGCUAGUGAUGCAUCGUAUGGCAUUGUACCAUGUACCAGCAGUAGCGGCCAUGGGUAGAAGGGCACAAGCAUUUGCUUCCGGCCAUUAAUGUGAAGAAAACAAUUUCGGCCAAUUUUUUAAAUACUAUCAGUAGGUCAGAUGGUUAAGUUACUGUUUUUUUUUUCUCAAAGAUAACAAGCUCAAGCCUCCAUGACAACCUUUUUUUCUGUGUGCUUUCAGCCUUUUUUUAAAAAAAUUUACAGGGCCAGGCCUGUGUACCAGUUAAAAUGAAGCGGGAACUAAUGGAAGACGGGACAUUGAGUUGUUUAUUCGUGUGCAUACAAUUUGAGUGAUGCAAUAGAAGAUAAACAUGCACAAGAUCAUUAGCUAGCAACUUUUCUUGAGAUCCCUUAAGAAACUAAAAUUCCUUAGCUUUAAACUAAAUACCAAUUGUUACUUAAUCAAUAACCACAAACAUUGAUGCCAAAAAAAUAUAAAAAAAUAACCACAAACAUGUAACAAAAUGACUAUAAAAUUAUAAUAUAUAUUAGACCAUCAAAGUAAAUAUAUAUGUUACAUACAUGUUCUUCAUUAAAACUGAAUUAUAUUAUAUAAAUAUUUAAGAUGUCUAGAUUAGAAAGUUUUGUUCAUAGUACAAAUACUUAAAAAUAUUUUAUUCUAUACAAUAUAUAGAAUAGAUUACGACACUUUUUUCUUUAUCUUAAAGCAAAUUAUAUAUUUUUGAGAAAUAUAUAUCCAUUUUAAACAAAACAAAAUUUUGAAAAUGUAUUAUUUUUUCAACAUCAUCAUUUCAUUGUAACAAAUUUAUUAAAGUGAUUAAAAAUAAAUAAAUGGUGAGGGAUCAAUAAUUUUGUAACAAAAUUUUAAACUAAAAGAGUGAGAUAGAAGAAAAAGAUGUGGCUCAAAUUACUAAGGGCAUAUACACAAUAAUUUAGAACCUCUCUGUUCUUAUGGUUAUUUCACCAAUUAUGGUUAAAUUUUAUGGUUAUUGUUUCUAAUUUCGAAAUUUCUCUAAACAUAAUUUCAGUCUCUACUAGCUUAAAGCCUAAAAGAAAGUUGUAAUGUGACUGAUUGAUUGUCUUUGUCAACAGAAAAAUCCCAUCUGUAACUGGAUUUUCAAUGAUCUCUGCACACUAUCCCAAAUGAUUAAUUUACACUUAAAUUAAAUUAUUGAUAAAAAUCUGGUUUUGUAUUCAAAAAAAAAAAAAAAGAUAAAAAUCUGGUUUUUAUGAGAAAGAAAACGAAAAAGAAAAACAAUAUUAUAAAUAAAUAUUUUGGGCUUAGCAAUGCAAAAAAAAAAAAAGCGAGAAAAGCCCAUGUGAAGGCCCACCAGACAAGUUAUUCGCCCAUUCAGAACAUUCCACGUAGGAAGAUUAGUAGGUCCCGUAUUAAAAAACGUUGCACGCGCCGUUCUCUGCGUGUGAUCAGUGACCAUCUCUUCUUCUUUCUUUUUUAACUCCGCCACCGCCCGCCACCAUAAUCACAGAUUAAAAAGAAAAAACGCUAAGAAGUAGAGAGAGAGAGAGAGAGAGAGAGAGAGAGAGAGAGAGAGAGAGAGAGAGAGAGAGAGAGAGAGACGCCCGAUUUCCCGCCAAUACCGGUUGGAAAAUCCUUCGGUUUAUCCUGAAUUUGUAGAUUAUCAUCAAUGGAGACUCGCAACCUUGCACACACUUGUUCUUCGAUACCACCACCAGACAUUCCCUUCAAUUCACAACAACACAAUCAUUUGCUCUCCGAAGCAGCUGGUCACAUUUAUUCUAACGAUCUCCCUAACGCUGCUGCUGCUUCCAUGGUGUCUCAUGAACAACAACACAUCGGAAGCACUGACACACCUUUCAUCCCUGAGAUUUUGGACUGGGAUCACCACCUUCUUGAUUUGCCUUUGGACUUUUCACCCAUUCAAAUGGAGGAGGAGGAUGGUGGCAUCCUGCCAUCUGAUGAGAAUCCUAUCAUGUCUCCUUACUGGAACGAUCUUAUCCUUGACACAAGUUCUACCUCAGCUUCCAAGGUUGUCCAUGAAUCAACUAUGCAACCCCAAGUUCCCCUGCAGCAGCCGCCUUCUCCUUGUGUUGAAUUGCCACCUCUUGUUAGGACAGUAUCCUCAAACAGCAACGACAACACCAGUGCUGCAGCUAAGGGACGUAUGCGUUGGACCCCUGAACUUCAUGAAGCUUUUGUUGAGGCUGUUAACCACCUUGGUGGCAUGAACAACGCAAAACCUAAGGCCGUGCUGAAGCAUAUGAAAGUCCAAGGCUUGACUAUUUAUCAUGUCAAAAGUCAUUUGCAGAAAUAUAGGACAGCUAGAUAUGUACCAGAACCAUCACAAGGCUCGCAAGAGACGAAGUUGACACCGCUGGAGCAUGUUACAUCUCUUGAUACGAAACGUGGGAUAGAUAUAACUGAGGCGCUGCGAAUUCAGAUGGAAGUUCAGAAGCAACUGCAUGAGCAGCUCGAGGUUCAAAGAAAGAUGCAACUUCGGAUAGAAGAACAGGGAAAGGUCCUGCUCAUGAUGUUUGAAAAGCAAAAUAUGGAUUUUUGCAAACCGGACCAAGAAGACAAAACAAGUGAGAAAACACCUGAAAGCUGUUCAGAGGAGGCAGAUUCUCCACGACCAAAGCGUCCGAGAAACAAUGAAUGAAAGGAGAGGUUUCUUGGGAUGACAUAUCUAUAAAAGUGAAAACGGUAUGUUGGUGAAGUUGAAGAGUUUGACUUAUUAGAGUAGGAGCUUUCUGUCUUCUUAGUUCUUAGGGCCUUUUUCUCUCUGCUUUUGUCUUCUCUUUAGUAAAACUAUUAUUUUCUGAUUCUCAGCUCACUAGGAAUAAACAGAAAUAAAGAGCAAUGAAUUUUUGUAGAGUUUUUCCUAUCUCUGGGAUGUAAUCUGAAUGCUGAUUCUAGAUUUAGUGUUUAUGUUGUUAUUUGGAGAGAC